AUGGCAAAAUACAUAAAAGUAUUUAUGGAUAUUACAGCUGACGCAGAACCUAUAGGACGGUUAGUAUUUGAGUUAAAUACCAGAAUCUGUCCAAAAACCAGCGAAAAUUUUCGGAGACUGUGCACAGGUGAGAAGGGAUUUGGCUACAAAGGCUGUCAUUGGUACCGAAUAAUUCCAGGAUUCUGUGCUUGUUCAGGAGACUUUGAAACGCAAAACGAGGAUAGAAAAGGCGGUAAAAGCACAUUCGACAAUAAGUAUUUUGAGGAUGAAAACUACGAUAUUCUACACAAUAAAAGAGGUAUCCUCUCUAUGGACAAUUUUGGAUGGCCUGACACUAAUUCUAGUAGAUUCUUUGUCACGUUUACCAAUACGCCAUGGAUGAAUAAUUUCCACGUUGCAUUCGGAGAACUUGUCGACGGUUUUGAUGUAUUGGAUAAAAUGGAGAGUUACGGAAUAAUAGAAGGGUAUGGUGCUCAGAAGGGUCGAACUACAAAACUGAUUGUCACCGAAAACUGUGGACAAUUAUGA
Messenger RNA from Necator americanus (New World hookworm), 528 nucleotides. RefSeq lists its product as uncharacterized. Gene Ontology annotation, cellular component: intracellular membrane-bounded organelle. The record is from RefSeq and is a predicted model, not a curated record. Gene Ontology annotation, molecular function: peptidyl-prolyl cis-trans isomerase activity. Lineage: Eukaryota; Metazoa; Nematoda; Chromadorea; Rhabditida; Ancylostomatidae. Gene Ontology annotation, biological process: protein peptidyl-prolyl isomerization. The coding region runs from base 1 to 528 and encodes 175 amino acids. The transcript has 6 exons.